AUGUCUGGAAUAAUAUAUAGAAACCAGGCCAAUGGGAUAAAGCUCAUUAGAAGCAUCCGAGGAAGCGCUAGCGGUGGUGGCAACUUGACAUUGAAAUAUCUCCAUACAUGUAAAUACCCAAAUAAUGCCAACAUCCCCUUGAUAAGGUCUAUGGCUAAGACCUUCGUUAGGUUGAGCAGCAAUAGCACCAAGGUAACCAAGGAAGAUGGCAAAAUCAUACCAAAGAACGAUGUCCCCACCUCAAUCGUAAGCAAGGAAAAAUUGGACUCGGAAUUGGAGCUUGUCCCAAACAAAAAGGACGAAAAGGAACCCAAAAAGACUUUAUGGGAAAAGGUGAAGCAUGAACUUAACCAUUACUGGGACGGUACCAAAUUAUUGGGUUACGAAAUCAAGGUAUCUACCAAGUUACUUUUCAAAGUGGCUGCUGGAUAUGGGUUAUCUAGAAGAGAAACUAACCAAUUACAGAGAACCAUUGGAGAUGUGAUCAGAUUGGUACCCUUUUCCAUGUUUUUGAUUAUCCCAUUCGCUGAGUUAUUGCUUCCGGUGGCACUCAAGAUCUUCCCUAACUUAUUACCAUCCACUUACGAACUGAAACUGGACCAAAAUAAAAAGAAACUCAAGUUGUCUAAAACUAGAUCAUCCACUUCUGAAUUCAUUAAGAAAACAAUUGAGGAAGGAAGAGGUUUGAAGUUGAGUAAGAAGAUCACCGAGGAAGAAAAGGAAGCGUUUGUCUCCUUUUUCGACACCAUCUCCAUUGGAAAGAACCCUACUAGGGACCACUUGAUUAAGGUAGCCCGUUUGUUUAAGAACGAUCAAGUUUUGGAUAAUUUAUCCAGACUGCAGUUGGUGGCUAUGGCUAAGUACAUGUCAUUAAGACCAUUUGGAACUGAUUCCAUCUUGAGAUAUCAAAUCAGACAUCGUCUUCUUACCAUUAUCAAGGACGACAAGGCAAUUGAUUAUGAAGGUGUUGACAGCUUGACCAUCCCUGAAUUGCAAAUGGCUUGUCUGCAAAGAGGUAUUAAAACUGUGGAUGUUUCUCCGGCAAGACUUAGAGAUGACUUAAGUACCUGGUUAGAUCUUAGGUUGAGACAAAAGAUCCCAUCUACCUUGUUAUUGUUGUCCUCCACUUACACUUAUGGAGACAAUAGCCAUUCUAUUGAGACUUACUAUGAUGCUCUUUUGGCUGUAUUGUCGUCGAUUCCAGAUGAAGUGUAUAAUGUAGCCAAGUUAGAAUUGAGCGACGAUUCUAAGUUGAAGUUGAAUAUCUUGAAGGAGCAAGACGAGUUGAUUCAAGAAGAAAACUUGAGAGAAAAGGGUACUGUCAACCAAGUUAAGGAUAACAUUAAGUUAGAUGAGUACGAAGAAACUGCAAAUGAAGGUAUGAAGAUUGAACAGGAACAAGAAGAUUCUGAAAAAUCUGAAAAAUCUGAAGAAACAGAGAAAGCUGAGAGUGAAGGAAAGUCUGAAGAACCAAAGGAAGCCAAGAGUGCAGAAAAAACUGAAGAGCCAAAGAAAGAGCCAAAAAGCGAUGGCGAGAAGGAAGUCAACGUCAAGAAUGCUGAAGCGUUAAAGAACAAGGCUACCUAG
Molecule: messenger RNA, 1587 nt
Organism: Dujonia railenensis
Lineage: Eukaryota; Fungi; Ascomycota; Pichiomycetes; Serinales; Debaryomycetaceae
Source: the annotation of a GenBank genome assembly